Molecule: messenger RNA, 1285 nt
Organism: Rhagoletis pomonella (apple maggot)
Lineage: Eukaryota; Metazoa; Arthropoda; Insecta; Diptera; Tephritidae
Gene: eIF1A
Product: eukaryotic translation initiation factor 1A, Y-chromosomal
Exons: 3
Coding region: 192-638 (148 amino acids)
Biological process (GO): translational initiation
Cellular component (GO): cytoplasm
Molecular function (GO): translation initiation factor activity; RNA binding
Source: RefSeq, a predicted model, not a curated record
CUUAUAUUGUGCUAAUUGACAACGAACGCACACAUCGCAGUAGCUCAUUCCUUUUCUGCCGAAAGACUGGAAGCGAAAAAGUUCGUCACGUUUUCAAGCAUUUUCUUUCUAAAUUUUAUGUAGGUACGAGAUUGAAAGUGCAUAACAGCAACGACAUCAAGAAAAAGUAAAGACGAACUAAGUGCAACAAAAUGCCUAAAAAUAAAGGAAAAGGAGGUAAAAAUCGUCGUCGUGGAAAGAACGAAAAUGAAUUUGAGAAACGUGAAUUGAUUUUCAAGGAGGAUCAGCAGGAAUAUGCACAAGUUACAAAAAUGUUGGGAAACGGUCGUUUGGAGGCAACAUGCUUCGAUGGAGUAAAACGUCUGUGCCACAUUCGGGGGAAACUCAGAAAGAAGGUUUGGAUCAAUCAAGGUGAUAUCAUUCUGGUCGGUUUACGAGACUAUCAGGAUUCGAAAGCUGAUGUCAUCUUGAAGUACACACCCGAUGAGGCGAGAAAUUUGAAAACAUAUGGCGAGUUCCCCGAAUCGGUGCGCAUCAAUGACACAGUCACCUUCGUCGAGGAUGGUUUCGAUGAGGAUAUCGAGUUCGGUGAUGAGAUCAGUUCUGAGGACGAUGCUGAUUCAGUAGACAAUAUAUGAUUAACAAGAAAUAAGCGCGAGUCUUCGACCCAACAACAACAAGAAGAAGAACUAAGUAAAAUGAAAAUUUGAAAAGAGUAAAUAAACAAAAAAUGCAAGUACAUAAUGAUAUAUUGAAAAGCAAAGCUAGUUGAACAGAAAAGAAAAAUUGUGAAAUAUUAACAAAAAAAAAUAAUAAAAAAAUAAAAACCAAAACAAGAAAGUUAAAAGAAUUAAAAUAAUUGCAAAAACAAACACGAAAAAUGUGAGCGUCAGCGACUUUAGAGGCAAACAACAGCACUGCAAAUAAACCACAUAUUAACGCUGUAAGAAAAAAUUAAGGAUGCCUGGGGUUUUCAUUUCGAAAUAUUGUGAAAUUGAUUCUUUUUAUUUAUCAAGCGGUGUAAUGAGAAACAAGAAAAGAUAUAAAAUGCCUAUCGCAAAAAUUGAGCGAAUUCUAUGCAAACUGGCAGAAAUUUAGUCUUCAAAGGCCAAGGUGAACAAGCGUGUAGCGAUAACAGCAAUGCAACAACAACAACAUACGUGCAUAUAGUCGAAAGAUAUGUGCAUAUGUACAUAUAAAAAAAACUCACUUUCUCUGAAAUAUUAUUAAAAAUAUACAUACAUACAUAUAUUUAAUUAGUUCUUUAAAUAGAAGUAAUUAAUUA